Molecule: messenger RNA, 4398 nt
Organism: Linum trigynum
Lineage: Eukaryota; Viridiplantae; Streptophyta; Magnoliopsida; Malpighiales; Linaceae
Source: the annotation of a GenBank genome assembly
AUGAAGAGGUCAAGAGAUGAGGUCCAUAUGGCUGCGCAGCUUAAACGGCCCAUGAUCGCGUCCAGAGGAGAAACUUCGGGGCACCCACAGAUGCUGGGAGGAGUUGGAGCAGCAGUAGCUGCGGGUGCUGGAGGAGUAGGAGGAGGAGCAGCAGCUGCAGCAGGAGGGGUAGUUGCAGCCCAGAAGCUUACCACGAAUGAUGCACUGACUUAUCUCAAGGCUGUAAAGGAAAUAUUUCAGGACAAGCGGGACAAAUAUGAUGAUUUUCUUGAGGUUAUGAAAGAUUUCAAAGCUCAAAGAAUUGACACUGCCGGCGUCAUAGGAAGGGUGAAGGACUUAUUUAAAGGGCAUCGUGACCUAAUUUUGGGUUUUAAUACCUUCUUGCCUAAGGGGUAUGAAAUCACUCUUCCACUGGAAGGCGAACAACCUCCACAGAAGAAGCCAGUGGAGUUUGAAGAAGCAAUUAGUUUUGUUAACAAAAUUAAGACAAGGUUUCAGGGUGAUGAUCACGUUUACAAAGCUUUUUUAGAUAUUUUGAACAUGUACAGAAAGGAUAACAAAUCUAUCACAGAGGUUUACGAGGAGGUGGCUACACUUUUCAAAGACCACCACGAUCUACUUCGGGAGUUUACUCACUUUCUACCUGAUAAUUCUGCUUCAGCCUCUACUCAUUUUGUUUCUUCGAAUAGGAACUCUAUUCUUCGUGAUAGGAGCUCUGCAAUGCGUCAAAUGCAUGUUGACAAGAAAGAACGGACUCAUCCUGAUCGUGAUUUCAGUGUUGAUCGCCCUGAUCCAGACCAUGAUAGGGCUCUGAUGAGAGCAGCAGAUAAAGAGCAAAGGAGGCGAGUUGAAAAAGAAAAAGAGAGAAGGGAAGAUAGAGAUAGGAGAGAACGUGAUGACAGAGACUAUGAGCAUGAUGCAAAUCAUGACUAUAGCAUGCAACGGUUUCCUAAUAAGCGGAAACCUGGUCGUAAGUUGGAAGAUUCUGGUGCUGAGCAUCAUGUUGGCGUGGGGGAUGAUAAAUAUGGAAUGCAUCCCAUGUCAUCAAAUUAUGAUGAUAAAAGUGCUGUUAAAAGUGCGUUGAGCCAAGAGCUAGCUUUCUGUGAGAAAGUGAAGGAGAAGUUGCGUAAUCCUGAUGCUUACCAGGAAUUUUUGAGGUGCCUCCAUCUUUACACGGAAGAAAUAAUCACUCCACCAGAGUUACAAUCUUUGGUGGGAGAUUUAAUUGGAAGAUAUCCUGAUCUUAUGGAUGGCUUCAAUGACUUUUUGUCACGUUGUGAAAAGAAUGAGGGCCUACUUGCUGGCGUUGUGAGAAAAAGUAAUUUCCCUAGACCUGUGAAGGCAGAGGACAGGGACGGAGAGCGUGUGCUCGAGAGGGAUGAUGGGGCCAAAGAAAGGGAUCGUGAAAUGCGAGAAAGAGAUAGACUUGACAAAAAUGUAGCCUUUAGCAAUAAAGACACAGGAAGUCACAAGAUGCCCUUGUAUUCUAGCAAGGACAAGUUUUUGUGGAAACCUGUCAGUGAACUUGACCUAUCUAACUGUGACAGCUGCACUCCAAGUUACCGACUUCUCCCAAAGAAUUAUCCCAUUCCUAUGGCAAGCGCAAAGAAAGGGAUUGGUGCUGAAGUUCUGAAUGAUCAUUGGGUAUCUGUCACUUCUGGAAGUGAAGAUUACUCGUUCAAGCACAUGCGCAAGAACCAGUAUGAAGAAAGCCUAUUCCGAUGUGAAGAUGACAGGUUUGAGCUGGAUAUGUUGUUGGAAUCUGUCAACGCAACUACCAAACGUGUCGAAGAGUUGUUGGAGAAAAUCAACAACACAAACAAAGGAGAUGGUCCCAUUUGUCUUGAAGAGCACCUAACAGCUCUCAAUCUGAGGUGCAUUGAACGUUUAUACGGCGACCAUGGACUUGAUGUAAUGGACGUAUUAAGAAAGAACGCUUCUCCCGCUUUGCCUGUGAUAUUAACUCGUUUGAAGCAGAAACAAGAAGAGUGGGCUAGAUGUCGUGCAGAUUUCAACAAAGUUUGGGCUGAAAUCUACUCUAAGAACUAUCACAAAUCACUUGAUCAUAGGAGCUUCUAUUUCAAGCAGCAGGAUACAAAGAGCUUGAGCACCAAAGCUCUUUUGGCAGAGAUAAAAGAAAUUAGUGAGAACAAGCGCAAAGAGGAUGACAUGCUGCUAGCAUUUGCUGCUGGAAACAGGCGUCCAAUCGUACCUAAUUUGGAAUUUGAGUAUCCCGAUCUUGAUGUUCAUGAGGAUCUGUAUCAGCUAAUCAAGUACUCCUGUGGGGAAGUUUGUACAACUGAACAGCUCGAUAAGGUCAUGAAGAUUUGGACCACUUUCUUAGAACCAAUGCUUGGUGUUCCUUCUCGACCUCAAGGUGCGGCAGAGGACACUGAAGAUGUCGUGAAGGCAAAGCCUCUUUCUCCCAAGCACGGAGAUAGUGAUGGAAACCCAAGCGGUUUUGCUGCCAUGGACAGCUCAAAAAACAUGGUAAAUCCUUCAAGAAAUGGAGAAGAAAUUAUCCAACCUGAGCAGCAAUCAAGUUCAACUAAAGUCUGGUUAGAUAAUGGGGUUAAAGAAAACGGUUCUCCUGUCACGACCAACCAUGCUGCUCGUAAAAAUGAUACUUUGUGCAGUACCCUUCAGCAUGAUAGUAAGUUACAGAUUGCUCCGUCUGCAGCUUCCGAAUCUUCUGGGGCUGGUAAGCAACCUACUUCAGGCGAACGGUUGGCUAAUUCAAGUCCUUCACUUGCUACAGUGGUGGAGUUAAGUAAUGGAAAAGCAAAUCCUGAAUCAGGUCCUGUUGCUGCUUCAUCAAAACCAAGUAAUGGUGUCACUAGUGGUGGUGGGAUUGCAGUAGGUUCCAGUAAAGAAGUUUUGCCACCAACAGAGGCUGGUGAAUUUUCUAGGCCAGUCGUAUCAACAAAUGUGGUUGCGGUAGAGGGUAGUAAAGGUCAGAGAUACAAUGAAGAAUCAAAUGUGCAGUUCAAAAUUGAAAGAGAGGAGGGGGAGUUGUCUCCAAAUGGAGGAGAUUUUGAGGAGGAUAAUUUUGCUGCAGUUUAUGGAGAAGCUGGUUCAGAGGUUGUUAGUGCUGCAAAUAAACCUAAUAGAGAGAGUGGCGCUCCUAGCAGCAGCAGGCAUUAUAAAGGACAAAAGAAUGUGGAAGCAGUUGAAACGCAAAAUGGAGAGGCAGCAGGAGAGAAUGAUGCUGAUGAUGAAGGUGAGGAAAGUGCUCAAAGGUCAUCAGAGGACAGUGAAAAUGCCUCCGAAAAUGUUGCCGAUGUCUCCGGGAGUGAGUCUGGUGAUGGUGAAGAGUGCUCCAGGGAAGAAGAGCAUGAAGAAGAAGAUGGGGAUCAUGAUGAUGAGAAUGAUAAUAAGGCUGAGAGUGAAGGUGAGGCCGAAGGAAUGGCUGAUGCUCAUGAUGUUGAGGGAGAUGGGACAACAGUUUUACCAUUUUCAGAAAGAUUCCUUCUCAAUGUGAAACCUCUAGCAAAGCAUGUCCCUCCGGCAUUGCGGGACAGAGAAAAGGGUUCAAGAGUUUUCUAUGGGAAUGAUUCGUUUUAUGUGCUUUUUAGACUUCACCAAACUUUGUACGAAAGGAUACAGUCUGCAAAGAUCAACUCAUCAUCUGCUGACAGGAAAUGGAGAGCAGCUUCAAAUGACACAAGUUCCACCGAUCUGUAUGCUAGGUUUAUGAGUGCUCUUUACAACCUGCUUGACGGAUCUUCUGACAACACAAAAUUUGAGGAUGACUGCCGAGCAAUAAUUGGGACACAGUCCUAUGUCUUAUUUACUUUGGAUAAGCUUAUAUAUAAGCUAGUCAAACAGCUCCAAACAUUGGCAACUGAUGAGAUGGACAAUAAGCUACUGCAGUUAUAUGCUUAUGAAAAAUCGAGAAAUGCUGGAAGGUUUGUUGACAUAGUUUAUCAUGAGAACACACGCGUCCUCCUUCAUGACGAGAAUAUAUACAGAGUUGAAUGUUCUUCCGAGCCAACCCGGUUGUCCAUACAGCUGAUGGACUUUGUACAUGACAAGCCUGAGGUAACUGCAGUUUCCAUGGAUCCAAACUUUUCUAUGUACCUCCAGAGUGACUUCCUCUCCGUUGUUCCGGAGAAGAAAGAGAAGCCUGGGAUUUUUCUGAAGAGGAACAAACGUAGGAAUGCCGUUGGUGAUGAAUUCCAAGCCAUGGAAGGAUUUCAGAUUUUCAACGGUUUAGAGUGCAAAAUUGCUUGCAAUUCUUCCAAGGUAUCGUAUGUUUUAGACACGGAAGAUUAUCUGUUUCGGACGAGAAGAAAAGGAAGGAGAACCCUCCCACAGAACUGUUCGCCAUCCCUCAGUAAUCAGGGAAAGAGCUGCGAAAGACGAGAGCGGUUCCAAAGAUGGUUAUCUAGGUCAUAG